This is a messenger RNA of Emericellopsis atlantica, 1435 nucleotides long. RefSeq lists its product as uncharacterized. The transcript has 3 exons. The coding region runs from base 66 to 1418 and encodes 450 amino acids. Lineage: Eukaryota; Fungi; Ascomycota; Sordariomycetes; Hypocreales; Bionectriaceae. The record is from RefSeq and is a predicted model, not a curated record.
CUUCACCACUUCUCAGCACCUCUCGCGGUGGCAUCCAGCACACUUCAGAAUGCAGGGCACUCGACAUGGCGACGCAGUUCCUUUUCGUCGACCAAGGAGCACAACAUGACCGCAUCGCGAAGCGGCAGAUACGCCAGCAUGUGAUGAAAGGCAAGAAUGCAGGACGAAAGAUCAAGCGACCCUCACGCCUGGACAUUGUGUCCCAUGGGAAAGAGCAAAAACAGUGGUACCCCGGUGCGGCAGAUGAGACCUUCAGCAUAGCCUUCCAGCUGGUCGGCCUGCCCGUGGAAGUCUCGCCUCAGUCUCUGCGUGUGAUCCAUGAAUUCUUUCACUUCACCACCGAGCGCAUGUAUCCCAUGCAGCUCGGCCUCUCCCUCGACGACAGCAAGCGCAUGUGGCUCAAGCUGUUCUUUGCCGAUACAGAAACGUUCGAAUGCAACUUGGCCAUGAUGCAGGCUGCCAAUGAGACCUACCUCGGUCGCGGCGAAACCUCCCCCAGAGCCCUGACAAACCUGGCCAAGACAUUUGCGCGCGUCCAGCAGCGCAUCCUCAGCCCGGACGCGCUGGCCGACUCGACCGUGACCAUUGUCAUCUCCCUUGUCAACCAGGAGCAUCUACGGGGCGAUCUUUCGGGCGCUACGAUUCACAUUGCAGGCCUGAGGAGGAUGGUCGAGCUGCGCGGGGGACUCGACCAGCUCGAGCAUAAUCCCCCGCUGCUCAUGAAGAUCUGCAAGAUGGACCUGGUCUAUGCGCUCCAGUAUGGCGGACAGACGGCUUUUUUCCGAGACAACCUGGCCGAGGUCCGGCAGACGCUGCGUCGUCAGGGCUGUGCGAUGGACCGCGAGGAAGCUGCGGCCAUGGUGCGGCAUCCAGAGUCGGACCUGGGCGGUGCACUGCGUGAGGUGCUUGUUGAUGCGCUGAGCCUGGGCCACCUGUUCAAUCAGGACCGGGGCGCAGGCUCGGUUGGGCUUUUUGCGUUCCAGGAGAUUUUCCUAUCCAUUGGCUUCCGGCUCUUGCGGACAUGCCCCAUGGACGGUCCUCCUCUGGUGUCGCCACUCCGUGCGACGUGUCACACGGGUCUGCUGCUCUUUGCGAUGAGUAUUUUCCUGAGGCACGACAGUAAGAGCGUGCUCGACUGCACCUUGGCCACACAGCGUCUGAAAGACACGCUCGCUCGGACCAUCUGUGACGAGGCGAGUGAAUGGCGACUAUGGCUGAUGAUGAUGGGGGCUAUCUGGACGUUGGGCGACGAUCAAGUCGCCGCGUGGCUGCGACCCAUGCUCUCCGAGACAGCGUCCUACUUGCGCCUCACCACGUGGACCGAGGCGCGCGCCAGACUCCAGCGAUUCCCAUGGAUUAACAAGCUGCACGAUCAACCCGGACGCGAAGUAUGGGAUCAAUUGCGAGGGAAUGUGUAAUGAGGACAUAUCUACGU